Marchantia polymorpha subsp. ruderalis is the source of this 756-nucleotide messenger RNA. The record is from the annotation of a GenBank genome assembly. Lineage: Eukaryota; Viridiplantae; Streptophyta; Marchantiopsida; Marchantiales; Marchantiaceae.
GCCCGUGCAGCAGCCGAGCAGCUCAGCCGCUACUCCCUGCCUUCUGCCAUCAGUUUCAGCUGCAGUACACAUCUUUUGAUCCUACUCUGUAGCUUCCAACGUUCACAGCAGCCAUGGACACCAAAGUGCAGACGAUCCUUUUCAUGGCGUCGGCAACCCUUCUCAUAUUAGUGCUUGCUGUGAAUGCAGAGGACCACUUGGAUACAUAUUCAAAUGCUGUGUCUAGCCCAGCGAGUCCGAGAGGAAGGUUUCUUUUGAACGUGACUCCUCGAAGAAAUACUUGCAAAUACAACAAAUCAAUUUGCCGCCAGGCAGGCUCAGCUGGUCCUGACUGCUGCGAUGAGGUGUGUGUUGACAAAAGCACUGAUUUCAACAACUGUGGGUCAUGUGGCCGUGACUGUCACUUUGGGAAAACCUGUUGCGAUGGUGACUGUGUGGAUCUUCAGAAAGAUGAAGACAACUGUGGAAGGUGCGGACUGGUGUGCCCCAGGAGAAUCUCGACUCACAACCGCCAUGGACGAUGUGAGAAUGGGCUCUGUGAUUACAACUGAUCAUUGCACGAGGCAUCCUAGUGUUCAUCAUACUAGGAUGAAAGUUUUGUUUCAAGCCCGAUGAUUUUGUAUCUGUUCAGACUUCGGUCCUAGCUGAAAGCAAGCGAAGAAAUUGAAUCCUUGUUACGAACACUCAUCUUUCGGAAUCAGACUUGAUGUGAUUGAAUCACAAUAAUUUCAGAGUUUUUUGAUUAUAUAUGUAUUU